UGAGUAACUUCGUUUGCUUUGAAGCUCUGAUCUUUGCAUAUUUCUGCAAAUAGGUUUUCUUUCUUUCUCGUGUUUGAUUAGCUUUUCAUCAUAAAUUUUCCCACUUAAUCAUUUCUCACCUUUAUGCCACUUUCAAAAGAAAAAAUCAUUUCUAGCAUAAGUAAAAGCGUUUUUAGGCUGGCCCAGAUCUUUAUAUGCUCUACUGCUUUUCUUGAUCUCUCUCUAUUCUCUUUGUACGGAGUAAAAUGAAUACCAUAUAUUAUUCUCUUACAUUAACUCCGUGGUGGAACCUGUUUUUUGUCCAUUCAUAUAGUGGAUGAUUUUGUGCUUGAUUGUUUGAUUCUUUUUUGUCUUUUUGGCCUUUUCUAUUGUUGUGCCACCCUUUAGCCAAAUCUAUGUCUCUGAGAUUUAGCACAAGUGAAAUUUGAGGCUUGUUUUUGAGUUUCAUCAUCAAAUGAAGAUGGGAAAUUUGCGGGCUUCUUUCUUCUUCUUCUUGACUUCCACAACCAUCCUUGCUUUGUACACUCCAAUCUCAACUGCCCAAUUGACACAAGGUGAAACCAGAAUUCUCUUCCAACUCCAGAAGCUUCUAGAAUACCCUCAAGCCCUUAAUGGAUGGACAAACUGGACCAACUUUUGUUUUCUCCCUCACUCUUCUUCCCUCAAGAUUACUUGCCAAAACAAUCACAUCAUAGAAUUAUCCAUUGUGGGAAACAAAACUUCACCUUCUCACACUCCAAAACCAGCUUCAGGCAAAUUUUCUCCUAAUUCUCAGCAAGCUCUGUCCAAAACCUUCUCCUCUGACUCUUUCUUCACAGUUUUGACAAAGCUUUCAAACUUGAGAGUUGUGUCACUUGUGUCACUAGGCUUGUGGGGCCCUCUACCAGCAAAGAUCAACAGGCUGAAAUCUCUUGAAGUUCUAAACAUCAGCUCAAACUUCCUCUAUGGAGAAAUUCCCUCCUCAGUUUCUUCAAUGAAGACACUAAAAAGCCUUAUCUUGGCUGAUAACUUGUUCAAUGGGAGUGUCCCAGAUCUUAAAAGCUUGACGUUUCUUCAAGAGCUCAACUUGGGAUACAACCGCCUCGGACCCGAAUUCCCUUCCAUGGGAAACAGCCUUGUGAGUGUCAUAUUGAGGAACAACUCUCUGAGAUCUGAGAUCCCUUUAAAGAUCACAACUUUUGACCAGCUUCAGCUGCUUGAUAUCUCUGCCAACCACUUUGGGGGGCCCAUUCCGUCUUCCUUGUUCUCAAUGCCUUCAAUUCAGUUCCUCAAUUUGGCUGGAAACCAAUUGAGUGGAGGCCUUUCCGUGAACAUUACUUGCAAUGCUGAGCUCAAGUUUGUGGAUGUUUCAAACAAUCUCUUGAUUGGAAAACUGCCAUCCUGCAUCGGGUCAAGGUCGGGUAAUCGGACGGUUCUCUAUUCAUGGAACUGUUUGUCAACUUCAUACAUAAGAUAUCAACACCCCUAUUCGUUUUGUCACAAAGAAGCACUUGCUGUUAAGCCACCAAGCAGAAGCAAAAAGGAGGAAUCGAGCACCAAAUUAGGCUUAAUACUUGGUAUUAUAGGAGCUAUUGUGGGGAUUAUUGUAGUUGUGGGAUUGCUGGUUUUGAUAAUCAUCCGAAGAACAAAUAUAAGAACUGAAAAGAACAUUUAUGACAGAUCUGCUGCUGAUAAAAUGUCCCUGCGUAGCUCCCCAAGACCGAACAUCGAAACAAGGCGUGUGCCUCAGACAAUGAGGUUAACAUCAAUUGGGUUAGCACCGUACCGCAUUUUCACGUUGGAGGAAAUUGAGGAUGCAACGAAUAAUUUCGACCCUUCGAACUCGAUGGGGGAAGGGUCUCAGGAAAAGGUCUACAAAGGUUGGCUUAUAGAUGGUUCUGUUGUUCUAGUGAAAUGCUUAAAACUAAAGCAGAAGCAAAUUUCGCAAAGCUUGAUGCAAAACAUUGAAGAAACAUUGUCGAAGCUAAGGCACAGGCAUUUGGUCAGCGUUCUUGGACACUGCAUUGUCACCCUUCAGGACCAUCCCAAUACAGCAACAACUGUCUUUGUUGUUCUUGAACACAUCUCAAACGGCUCACUGGCCGAAUAUGUCACAGAUUGGAGAAAAAAGGAGUUGCUGAAAUGGCCGCAGAGAAUGGCAAUUACCAUAGGCGUUGCGAGGGGAGUCCAGUUCUUGCAUACAGGAAUCGCGCCGGGUGUCUUCGGGAACAAUAUGAAGAUAAACAACAUAUUGUUGGAUAAUAGUCUCUCCGCAAAGAUUAGUAGCUAUAAAAUUCCGUUACCAUCUAAGGUGGGCGUGGAGAAUCCUCUACAUGGACAAGACGGAGGGGAAAAGGAAGAUAUCUACCAAUUGGGUAUCAUCCUACUAGAAGUCAUUACCGGGAAACUAGUUAAAUCCUCUACUGAAUUGAACGAGAUGAAGCUCGAGCUUGAAAAAGGCUUAGCAGUAUCGAAUUUAAAGAAUGUCGUGGAAUCUACCAUUCAUGGCUCGUACGCAUACCAGUCGUUGAAGACGGCAGCUGAAAUCACGGUCACUUGCCUAAGCGAAGACCAAACCAGGCGUCCCUCGAUAGAAGAUGUACUCUGGAAUCUACAGUACGCAAUGCAAGUGCAAGAAGGAUGGAACAGCAGUGGAAACCUCAGCACACAGAUGUAGAAACUCUUGGUUGAAUUCCCUUUGAUUUUGCUAUGGAUGACAUGUUUAUUCCUUCCUUUACUCAGUGUCCAAAUAAAUAAAUGUAAAUACAACUAGCGUUUACCAUCUACUUUUUAGCAUGUGGUUAAGCUUCUACAGAAGUUUUUACUUUCAUUAUCUGCUCCCUAGUGUUUCUG
This is a messenger RNA of Morus notabilis, 2832 nucleotides long. Its product is annotated as probable LRR receptor-like serine/threonine-protein kinase At1g14390. The transcript is spliced from 7 exons. Gene Ontology annotation, molecular function: ATP binding; protein binding; protein kinase activity. The record is from RefSeq and is a predicted model, not a curated record. Bases 455 to 2656 code for a protein of 733 amino acids. Lineage: Eukaryota; Viridiplantae; Streptophyta; Magnoliopsida; Rosales; Moraceae. Gene Ontology annotation, biological process: protein phosphorylation.